Molecule: messenger RNA, 234 nt
Organism: Nematocida major
Lineage: Eukaryota; Fungi; Microsporidia
Exons: 1
Coding region: 1-234 (77 amino acids)
Source: RefSeq, a predicted model, not a curated record
AUGAAGAGCCGGUUUGAGUUAAGAAUAUCGACAAAGAACAACAGAGUGUUGAAAGAAGCGCUUUCGGGCGUUGUUGAAGGCCUGGAGAUAGUAGACGACGGAAAGGAUCUAGUCAUCCGUGUGGAGGAGUCGGGGCGUCUCAUAAAAAGCGCGCACAUCGUGGUUACAUACACAAACUACAUCCUCAAAACCAUAAACGGCCUUGAGAAGAUGGAGAAGGGAGAAAAUUCAUAA